Molecule: messenger RNA, 6630 nt
Organism: Neospora caninum
Lineage: Eukaryota; Apicomplexa; Conoidasida; Eucoccidiorida; Sarcocystidae
Exons: 21
Coding region: 1-6630 (2209 amino acids)
Source: RefSeq, a predicted model, not a curated record
AUGGAGGAGGCAAAGGCGGAAGGAAGGGAUCGGGAUCGGAGGAGUGCACCAACGGUUAGAACGCCGUUCCUCUGUCUCGCGAGCAUCGUGCUCGUCUCGGCGGUCGCUCUUCUCUUUGUCCGUGAACACGCCUUUUUCGGGCUCCCGCGCAACUCGAACAAAGUUGCGAACCCCCCGGCAGGAAACUUGUCUCCACGUGACGCUGCAUCCGCGCGGACGACGCUUACGUCUCUUUCGUCCAGGAGCCCGUCUCUCAGCGGGGCUUCCCGCCUGUCUGUUGGGCCGAAAUUCCGCCCCAGACGACUCGCCUCUGGACUCGCGACGAGUGGCACGCUCUGCGACGGCGGCAAAUACUGGGACAAUCGGCAAGCAGCGUGCGCCGACUGUCCUGCUGGGACGUUCUCCUUCUACGGCUCUGUGGGGAUCCAAAGAUGCAUGGCCUGUCCAUUCGGCUUCUACAGUUCCGCCGGUGCCGCGGUCUGCGACGCUUGCGAUGCGAACAUGAGCUUCAAGCCUGCUCUCAAUGCAGCGGGAGGCGUGUCCUGCGAGGCCUGCGAACCGCUCUUCGAGUACUGUUACCGAACGUCUCCGACAGAUGAUUCGGACUGGUGGUCCUGGAGCAUGGUGUGUUCGUCGGGGGCAAAAGGCACGGAGCAAGCGAAUGGCGUGCGCGGCAUGCAGGUGAACGAGGCAGGAGACGCGGCACUGGGCUCUGAAAGUUUUGGAAGCCUGUCGGCGGCCGCCGCUCCCCUGGUCGCGCGUCCAUCUGCCCAAGUCGCCCGCCCCGAAGGGAGUGAGAAGGGUGCCUCUCCCACGAUGUUUCGCGGAUCUGCGCGGCUCUUUCGGAGUUUCACGAAGCAGGCGCGGCAAGGCGACCAAGGCAGCGUCGAGCACCCCUUCUGCGAAACGCUCCGAAACGCCAACCCCGCGGGACUGAACUUCCGACUCAAGUGCCGAAAGCGGGGUGUCUGCACAGGCGUCGUCGCUUCGCCGUGCACUGAGGGCAACACUGGCGUCCUCUGCGACCGCUGCGACAACGGCUACACGCUGCCGCUCCUGGAGCCCACCGCGUCGAGCUGUACAAAGUGCAGCGGAGGUUUGAUGGCUUUUCUCGGCUUCAUGCUGCUCUGUUUGUGCUUCGUCGCGGGGCUCGUUGUCUGGUUGGCGCGCGGCAACGACGCGACCAGCUUCAACCGGAACAUUGUCAUCAUUCGGAUCUUCGUCGUUCACAUGCAGCUUCUCAACCUCUUACGAUUUAGAGCCUCAGCGGAAAUGGACUCUGUCGCAAAACUCUGGAACGUCCUCGUGCUGACUAUCCCCAUCGAAUCGCUGGUCGAGUGCCUUGACACGUUUACCGAGUGGUCGGGCACGACGUUCACCUUUGUUAUUGUUGGCCUUUUCUUCCCGAUCUUCAACCUCAUCUGCUCUCUCGCCGUUGGCGGCGUGCUGAGGAAGCUGCACGUCCGAAAGUUGAAGCAGGAAAUGACGCAAAGUGUCACGGAGGACGUCUACCUCAACCCCGCUCUCCAUGCAGGGACUGAGCUGACCGCCCUGGCGCGAGAGGCUGAGGAGCGCCGAGAGCAGAUCAAGGCGCGGGUGGCGAAGCGAGCGGAAGACGCUGCGCAGCGUAGGAAGGCGGCUGAGGGCGGCCCCGUCCGGCCGGGGGCGUUUGUGAAAAAGGGGAAAGGAAAGAAGGUGGAGAACGCAGAAGGCUUGCCGCGCGCUGCGAUGGCUGCGAAGGACGUGCAGGAGCGGCGGGCGAAGCAACUCGAGGCGAAGCGCCGGAAGGCGGAGAAGAAGAAGAAGCCGAAGAGAGAGCGAGGCUUGGAGCGGCGGAUCGGCGUGCAGGAAGACCAGGAGAGAGAGGCGAAAGAAGGCGAGGGCGACACUGCGUGGAAGGCGCAGGGUUUGCGACAACCCCUGCAGGCGCCCGAUCUCUCCGACUCGUACUACUCGAGCUCCUUCCAGUCAUCCGAGCAGGUCGAGAGCGGCGUGGACAAAAAGGAGUUCCAGCCGGCGGCCGCGCAUGCAUCCGCACCCGUUGACGGCGCCGCAGUGGCUCGGGCCAGAGGCGAUCCGAACACGAAAGAAAGGGACCAGAACGAGGAACCCGAUGACCCCGCGGAAGGGGGCGGCGGGGCAGUGCCCGCCGCGUGGCUGGCCGCGGGUCCGGGGAAGAUGCAAGCGCCGGACGCGCCCGAGGCGGAAGUGUCCGAGGAUGAAGAGGCGGAGCUCGACGCCAAGAAGCCGAAGAAACCCCAGCCAGUGCCUGCCAUGCCGACCAUGCACACGGCAGACUUGUACGGCUACUGGAAAUGGGUCUUCGCCGUCUUCUUCGUUCUCCACUACAGCUGCCUCGUGACGAUUGGAACCCUGCUGUUCAAGGGCAUCUUCUGCGUCACGGACGACGUGAUCCCUGGCGUCUCGUACGAGUUCCUCGCCGCCGACUUCAGCCUCCAGUGCUCUUCGGCCUCGACAUUCACCAUCUCGGCAACCGCCGGAAUCGUCUUGUGGCUGGUGCUUCUGCCUGCGGGGCACUUCUACUUCAUGUCCAGAAGGCUCGGCGAUGACAUCUGGCUCACCGACCAGUAUUCUCUCUUUUGCUCGUGGCCAGUGUACGGCUUCCGCUCAGGGUACCGCAUCACGUACGGUCUCCAGGUGGUGGCCGUCAUACUCGUGUUGGUGGUGACAUCAACACCGAUAAGCCACGGGAGGCUGGAGCGGUCCCUCGAGGCCCCGGGGGGCAUUGUCUUCUCUUUCUCCUUCUUGAAGAUCAUCACCUCGACGCAAAUCAUCAUCUGCAUCAACAUCAUCGGCCUCUACCUCAUAUUCCUGUUCAUAGCACACCCGUACGAGCCGGCGAAAUUCGUCCUCAGUUCGCACCUCGCGGUGCUUUCGUGCGCGGCGGCGAUUGCCCUGUACAUUUACACGUAUUACCAGAACAUCGCUCCGGGCACCAGCGUCGCUUCCGGCAUUGGAAUCGUCGCGUUUCUCCUCCAAAUCAUUUUCUUCCUCUGCGCCGGCGUUUGCGCGCUGGUCGAAAGCGGAUUCGUCAAGCAAACAAGAAACAGGUUCGCGUUUGUCGACGAAGUUCUCGCGGCGGCAUCAAACACCAUCAAACACACGGGGACGUAUCGCGCCCUGCAAGGCGACGGCGAAGAGCAAGACGUGCAGGAACGCUGGGAGGCUCUGCGGAUGGACCGUGCGUCCAAGGAAGCUCAGCGCAACCAGCAGGCGCGGCACGCCCGCCUCGGCGUGGGCGACGCUGCGCCGGGGGCUGAGGAAAUCGUCGUCGAGCGAGCGGCGAUUCUCCGCCUCACCUCCAAGAAGGACCACGUCGCGCUCUUGGAUGCCGUGACUGCGUGCAACAGCGUCCCGCGCGCUCUGGCUGCCUUCGAGCGGCUGACGUUCCUCGACACGUUCCCGACGAUGGAGAAACCCGAAGCGCGGGCGGCGCUCGAGAAGCUCGGGUUCGACGUCGAGGAGCUGGAUGGCGGGUUGAAGCUUUUUCUGAAGCAUCGAAACGCGAUGAUGCGCGUCUUUUCGCGCUUCUCGGUCUCCAGUCUGAGUGAGGCGUUUGCUUGCGGGUGGGAACUCGGCCUUCUCCGCUACAGCGAGUUGGACGACGUGACGCUGGAGUUGGCCAGCACCAAGCAGAAAGCCGACAGACUCUUGCAGCAGGCGCGCGCAGAAGACAUUGCUCACAUGGGGCGCCGAGGCGCUGGGCUCUAUCGAGAGGAUGUGCGCGAGUGGAACGUCCUCAAGGCUGAGGCCUGUCGCAUCACCUUGCAGUGCCUGCUGCUCGAUCUCUCUGAUCACCACUUUCACAUUGCGCGAGAGCUGCCGCGGCGCCGCUUCCUCGCCACCGGCACAGAUCAGGACGCAGAAGACAUCCGCGUUCGGCGCGUCGUCGACGAAGACGCAACCGGGUCUCGAGCCGCGUCCGAAGAUGCCGACGCGGGUGCGUUCCUGCGGCUGGCCAGCUUGGAGGAGGAGGGCGAGACGGCGGGAUUCCGCGCGGGCCUUCAGCUCUACGAGUUCGCCGAGGCCGAGCCGAAACGGCUGCGGCGGAAGCGGCUAUUGGAGCAAACGUACGCGCUGUAUCGCGACUUCAAGCUCAUCUUCCCCAAUGCGCUCCCCUGCAUCGAUCGAGCCCCCGAAGCGCGUGCCCAGGAGCGCGCGAAGGCCAGCAGCCCGGCGGCGGGGCCGGGACGCGAUGACCCGCUCGGCGCCGUCAAAAGCUUCCAGCUCCAUGUUCUCGGACACCACAUUUCUGCCGAGGACGGUCGAGACGUUUUCUUCCGAGGGAACUUUCGGGCGGUAGCGGGGCCGUCGGGAGAUUUGACGGGGCUCGAUUUGUCGCAGAAUCCGCGAUCGGUUAUUGUGCUGGAUCCGCCUGUGGCUCUGCACGCGCGCUACGCGAUCGAGUGUUGGGUGCUCCUGCCGCUCCCUCCGCCUUCGGCUUCUGCGUCGAGCGUGGGGAUUUACCGGUCUCUGUGCGCGGACAGCGACGGGGACGUGAUCUGCUGUUUGCGGCAAGGCCCGAGCCGCACCGCGCAGCGAAGGCGGGAGCGCGAAGCAGCCGAGGGGGACUAUAAAGACGCGGUGGCGGAGAAGAAGGAGGCUGCGGCGAAUCGCCAGCUCCACUUUGGGCUUUUCCUCUUUCCAGAGCGAGACGAGGAGGAGAGCGUUGCAAGCGACGUGGCUUCGAACUGCGGCUCGGACGCGGCAGACGCGCGAACGAGUCUCGCUGCGCGGGGGGCUCAAAAUGUCGAGACAGGCGACCUCCCAGGGGGCGACCUGGGGUUCUUCGAGGCGAAAGCGCACGCCUCGGAGAAGGCGAGAGUCGCCCGCGCAGACAAGCAGCUGCAGGCGGGCUGGCACCACCUCGUGGUGUCGCGGUGCGAGUCCGGCACGAGCUACUACUGGGACGGCGAGUGCGUGGGGUCCAUUUCGGCGCUCGCCCUCCCGUUCGCUGGCUUUCAUGACAUCGCGGCGAUCGGGAACACGCGGGACGGCGGGCACGUGUGCGGCGCCUUGUCCGACUUCGCCGUCUUCGCCACGCACCUGGACGACGAGGCAGCGAAGUUGCGGUACAGCUACCUGCAGAGACACCUCGUGGGGAAGGCCACAGCUGGACAGGGCUUGCCGCCGGCCCAGAAACGGGAAAGCGGCGCGGCGGACGCGGGGCGGUACGGUCUGGGCACCGCCGCCCCGGGGGCUCUGGCGUUCGACCUGCUGGUCGACGUGUACUUUAUUCCGGCGUCGUCCCGGAAGACUUGGGCGCUGUGUGCGGCGUCUCCAGAGCAGAUGAAGGCGAUCACGUACCGCCGGGAGAGCUCGCGAGAGCAGCCGCGCAAGGCAGGGGCUGCAGGCAGUUCUCUCAAGAGAUGCGAGGCGUCUGGGAAAGGCGGCGUCGCGCUGGUCUCGCCGGGGCCUUCCCGCGGCGCGACUGAGCGAGCGCAUGGAGGGUCGACGGCGAACGGGAGUUGCGUCGCUUUAGACCCAGCCGUAGAAGUCGACAGAGAGCUCGUUCCCGUCCGAGCGUGGACGGUCUUUGCGUGGAUCUACACACCGCUGCCGCAGACCGAAGCCGCGCACGUCCUCGUUGCUGGCGAAGCGGACUUCCACGUGUGCGUCCUGAAGGACCAGCGAAGCGUCGGCGUGAUGUACUGUGCGAAGCGGAACGCGCGGGGCGAGGGAACCGAGUCGUCGACCGAAGCGUCCGACGCCUCUGACGACGCGUCGGUAGACAGCGACGGGUGUCAGCGGGAAGAAUACCCCUCGGGAUUCGAUAUUCGAGAUCUCGCCAAAGGAUGGCACCACCUCUGCGUCGUCGCGAAUGAAGCGGGCCAAGCGUUCUACGCAGAUGGAACGCUGAGGGGGUACCUCCCCAAGUCCACGUGGGAGGACAUCCGCUUUCUCGGCAACGCGGCGACUGGAAAUAAGCCCUGGGGCACGUUCGCCCAGGUGUCCAUAUACGGCAAGUACUUUGGCGCCGCCGAGGUCGCCAGCGAAUACGCAAAGUACAGAGUCGACUUCCCCGAUCCCGUCGGGUCUCGCAGACUUGCCAGCAAAGGCCCUGGCGACGAGACACUGACAGCCGGGGAUUCGUCUCAGGGAGAGAACGAAGAGGACGGCGAGAAUCGCGUGGACAGCUUCUCGCAACCAGACGACGGUCGGGCUUACAAAGGCUACAUGUCUUUCCAAAUUUGCUCCGAUGGGGAGAGCGUGGUUCUUCUGCCUCAGGUGGCUGCACAGAAACACGAUAUUCGCGUGUUCCACAUCGACGAGUUCGCAGUGGGCGUCUCUGGGCAGCACGUCGCCUUCGACUGUGUACGGAGCCUCGCCUUAGAAAGGCAAAGACGCCAGGUGGAGUCCGGGGGCGGCAUUCGCAUCCACCCCGCCGUCAGUUGCAAGCGCGCGUGGACAAUCGUAGGCUGGAUUCAAACGCCAAUUGAAAACACAGGAAUGUUCCACGCUCUUGUUGGCGGAAAAGAUGGAGAUGCUCAUGUGGCCGUCGACCGGGAUGGUGAAACACUAGCCCGCACAUACGCUGAGCACCAAGAUCUCAUCAGAUCCGGAAAGUUCGAUCCCGUCAGUAGCGGAGCGCAAGACCACCCCGAAUGA